This is a messenger RNA of Durusdinium trenchii, 606 nucleotides long. NCBI's taxonomy places the organism in Eukaryota, Dinophyceae, Suessiales, Symbiodiniaceae. The record is from the annotation of a GenBank genome assembly.
AUGGCAGAGACAUGCCUGACAGAAACCAACUCUGCGCUCCGUGUGGUGGAAUUUGGCCUGGCAAUGAUUAAGGCCACUGCGAAGUGGUCACAACGUCUCCGGGCAAAAGGUGAUGACUACAAGGAUGCCAACGUACGAUGUCGCGUUGGUGUGCAUCAUGGAGAAUGUGUUGGGGGCAUUGUGGGCACUGGCAUGAUGCGGUACCACCUCUUUGGUGAGUUCAUGAGUAUCGUGGACAUUCUGGAGGCCACGUCCAAGGAAGGCAUUUGCCAAAUCAGUGACGCCUGCAAGAAGCAGAUUGAACUUGAAGGCGGCGCUUCAAACUCUAUAAAGUUCGAAGAACGCGAAGAUGAACUGAAGACUUCCAAGGGCGAAGUUCACAGCAGAGAUGAAGUUGGUGUCUUGGCGAAAGAGCUCCGAGGAUAUGUAUAUGUAUGGUAUGGUAUGGUAUGGUAUGGUAUGGUAUGGUAUGGUAUGGUAUGGUAUGGUAUGGUAUGGUAUGGUAUGGUAUGGUAUGGUAUGUAUGUAUGUAUGUAUGUAUGUAUGUAUGUAUGUAUGUAUGUAUGUAUGUAUGUAUGUAUGUAUAUAUUCAUUCAUUCAAGGUAG